This is a messenger RNA of Guillardia theta CCMP2712, 1248 nucleotides long. RefSeq lists its product as hypothetical. Lineage: Eukaryota; Cryptophyceae; Pyrenomonadales; Geminigeraceae. The record is from RefSeq and is a predicted model, not a curated record. Gene Ontology annotation, molecular function: protein binding. The transcript has 14 exons. Bases 1 to 1248 code for a protein of 415 amino acids.
AUGGUCAGGAUGGGGUGCAAGUGGUCGUCCAACUCAGAAUUCCACGAGUAUCCGGAGGACUUGGAGAUAGAUCCGAUAGAGGAGCACUUGCAUCUCAAGACCUGGAAGGACCCGGCCAACAGACUUCGAAUCCACAAGUCCGAGCAUGCGCAAGCUGCGAGCAGCACGUUGGACAAGAGUCGCUUCUUGGAAACGUUCUUGAACGAUGACACAAGUCAUAAGCCUCCCCCAGCAACCCGCGACGAGCAAGCGCACAACGAGCACAAGAAUGUUCCAAGAGAAGACGCCAACCCUGACGGGCCCAUCUCGACUCAGACCGUGAAGCCCGACGACGCUGACAAGAUAUACCUGAAUCAGGAUUCCCGUCGAAAGGCAUACUUGCGGUCGCUGGACCCGGAGUGCUGGCUAGAGUUGGUGAAGCAAGGAUACUUCCAGAAAGCAGAAGACCUGAUCAGCGAGGCAUCGGAAUUGGAGCUGAAGGAGAACGACGAGUCGUUGAGAUAUGGGAGAUUUGUUCACUCCCUGGGGGCGAUCUACGACUACAGGAGCAAUAUCGACGUGACUGGCCAACAGCAGUACCUCUCACUCAAGUCUGCCAAGUAUGCUCAACGCGCUUCCAUGGUGUUUCGCCAGCUGCUCGCCAGCGUCACAUCUGAGUCCAUGCGAGCGCGGCUAGAAGACUAUCUCGCCUCGUCGCUGCUCAUGCAAGGCAAGAGCCUGUGCAACACGUCCUUGGACGGAGACAUUGAGGACUUGACCUGCGCAGACGCCUUCACGAUGGCUGAGCAGUCGAUAAAAGAAGCCAAGGACCUUAGGAAGAAGCUCCAGCACAAGCAGCUGCCUGAGGCGAUCAUGGCCGUCGGCUAUGUGCACUACUGCAGAGCUGGAUGUAUACUAAGCGGCAAGUCUAAGCAUGACAGGACGGUCGCUCAAUUAGAAGCGGAAUACUUGAAUGCGCUGGAGAGCUAUCAAGAGUCGCUGGAUCAUUAUCUAAUGGGAGCAGGUGAGGAGCACACAGAUUCAAUCAGAAUGCGAUGCAACAUCGCGCUAGUCUACAACGUUAUGAGCCGAAUCCCUUGCGAGAAGAGCCUUGAAUACCUUGAAGAAGCAGAGAAGCAAUAUUGCAAGGUGCUCGCACUUCAGGAAUCUUUGUUCGGAAGAAGACACCAGCGAACUCAAAGGAUCCAACAAGAUCUCAAGGGCGUGCGAGAGAGAUUGAGCAAACUGUACCUUCUCCUCGCUCUGUGA